AUGUGUGGCUGUAUUUUCCCAUCAGCAGGAAGGCCUGAAUUCUCAGGAGACACACAGGACCUUCAAGACUACUUUGAGCAGGUAGUCAGGUACUGUGAGGAAAGGGGAGUCUUUGAAGACAAGGCAACCAUCCAAGUUGCACUUCAGUUUGCACCUCCAAGCUCAUUGAAGCUUUGGUUGCACUUCAUUGAGCCUAGUAAUGGUGAAUGGGAUCAAUUCAUAGGCCUGGUCAUCCAGCAGUACCCUGAGCUUGAGCAGCCAGGAGAUGAUCUUGACCCCCUCAAUGAGCUCCUUGCCAUUCUCAAGAAGGCUCAUACCUUUGAAUUUGAUUUGCUCUCAUCCCUAGGGCAGUACCUUUGA
Pisolithus orientalis is the source of this 360-nucleotide messenger RNA. RefSeq lists its product as uncharacterized. The record is from RefSeq and is a predicted model, not a curated record. Bases 1 to 360 code for a protein of 119 amino acids. The transcript has a single exon. NCBI's taxonomy places the organism in Eukaryota, Fungi, Basidiomycota, Agaricomycetes, Boletales, Pisolithaceae.